AUGGAUCACCGAGGGCAGCGACCCCCGCGCGCCGCGCGCCCGCCUGGGGGCCAGCCGGCGCAGCCUGCUCCGUCCCCUCCAUCCUACCCCGCUUACCCAACGGCCUACCCCGAUCAGCCAGCCACGACCUACCGCUCUGGCCACAGCCAGCCCCAAUACCCCCAGUACCAACAGCACCAGCAGCAGCAGCAGCACCACCAGCAGCAGCAGUACUACUCCCAGCAACAAUACCCUCAGCAGCCGGGGCGGGGUAUCUCCUUCCAGAACAUUGAGACCGGCGAAAGGCGGGAGCCGUUGGACCAGACUCGACAUCGCCAGUACUCCGCCUACCAGAGCGCGACAUCUCCGCCGCCGAUGGACGUCGAGGGCGGCUUCUCCGACGGCCGUGUGGGCAGGAAGAAGAGCCUCGUUCGUCCCGACAGGGAGAAGGUCGACCCCAACCAUCGCCAAUGGCACUACCGUCAGCGGGCGGCCGAGAUGGGCGACGCCCUCCCUUCCACGACGGGAAAUGCGCCCACCCGGGGCCAGCUCCGACGAGGAAAGUCGCUCCUGGGUCGCGAGGAAGAUGUGCAUGAGUCGGGUCUUGCGCUCUUUAAGCGUGGGACGCUCCGCCGCAAACGAUCGUCUGCCGCCGUUCCUCCCGAGGGACCCAAGUCUCGAGAUGGCUGUUUGGGCAACAUUGGGCCAGGGCCGAAGGAUGCGUGGUACAUCUAUUGUUAUAUCGCGACGUGUUGGGUGCCGUCGUUCUUCCUCAGCGCAUGUGGCAUCCGCACCCCCGAGCAGCAGCGGGCAUGGCGCGAGAAGAUCGGACUCCUCCUCAUUAUCAUCAGUCUUAUGGCCAUCGUCGGCUUCAUCACGUUCGGCUUCACCGAGGUCGUUUGCGGGACGCAACCCAAUCGCUUCCAGUCUGGCCAAAUCGACACCGCCUCGGUCAUCAUCCACGGUUACGACUACGACUUUAGCAAAUUCAACCACCCCGCCGUUGGUGACUUCAAUGGGAAGACAAACCCGCUCUUCGUCGGGAAUUGGGGGGCCUCCGGGGCCGAUAUCUCUUUCAUGUUCCAGAAUGUGAAUAAGAACUGCCUCGGGCUUAUCACAAAGACGAACACUUCAAGCAUCACGGGCAACAACAAUCAGUUGGACUGGUACUUCCCUUGCAACAUUUACAACCAGUUUGGCACGUCGCCCGUGAAUACCACCAACUCCGACAAGGACACCACCUGUCACAUCACGUCGACCGCCCGCAACGAUCUUGCGGCCUUGAGGCCACAGGGCCAGGUGUACUACACCUGGGACAACGUUCACAACUCCGCGCGCAACCUUGCCGUCUUCGAGUCCACCGUGCUUGAUCUGGACCUACUCAACUGGCUCGAUAACACCCAAGUUUCCUACCCCAGCCUCUUCGACAAACUGAAGCAAGGUGACGGCACUUUCAACGGCAGGGAUCUCAGCAUGUAUUUCCUGCGCACGGCUCAGCGUCCCAUCGGUCGCUGUCUGCAAGACAUCGUCACUGUCGGAUACAUCGACACCAACAGCAUCGGAUGCGUGGCGUCGGAGGUGGUUCUCUACGUCUCUCUUGUGUUCAUCAUCGGCGUCGUCGGCAUUCGAUUCGUCAUGGCUGUCCUUUUCGCGUGGUUCUUCUCGUGGAAGCUGGGCAACUUCGAGCGCGAGUCGUACGCAGAGCGGAUGCGGAGGGCUGCUGAGAUCGAGAACUGGACGGACGACAUCUACCGACCGGCCCCCAGCCGGUACCGUCCCAACGUACAGAAGAACGGCCUCGCCAAGGGAGGCGAAAAGCGCAAGACCUUCUUCCCUAGCACAUCUCGCUUUACCCCGUCGGAGAAUGCGAUCACAGGCGUUAGCGGGCGUCCCACAACUGCGUAUGGUAUGCUGGAACCUCCCAAGUCCCGCAGUGGUGUGGCCAGCGUUUACUCCAGUGCAAGGAGCUUGAAGCCUUCUCCUCCGGACACUCCCUUCGGCCAAUCUCGAAGCUCAACGUCACUCGUCAAUGAUCCCAGGCUUUUCGCUGACAACCCCUGCCCCUUCCCUCUUCACAACGUCGUUGAGCAACCUCCUCCCGAUUUCCAGCCCUUCAACUACCCCCUCGUUCACACCAUCUGCCUUGUAACUGCCUACUCCGAGUCGGUUGAAGGUCUUCGCACAACAUUGGACUCGCUUGCAACCACGAAUUAUCCCAAUAGCCACAAGCUCAUCAUGAUCAUCGCUGACGGCAUGGUCAAGGGUGCAGGGAACGCGCUCACCACCCCGGAGAUCUGUUUGACGAUGAUGAAGCAGUUUGUCAUCCCCCCCUCCGAGGUCCAACCUCAUUCGUACGUCGCCAUCGCCGACGGCCACAAGCGACACAACAUGGCCAAAGUCUACGCCGGAUUCUACGCAUACGACAACAGCACCGUCGAGGGCUCGAAACAACAGCGCGUUCCAGUCGUGCUGGUGGCGAAGCGUGACUCGCAAAUUAUGCUCAUGUCGUUCAUGCAGAAGGUGAUGUUCGACGAGCGCAUGACGACGUUCGAGUACGAGUUUUUCAACUCCAUCUGGCGCGCCACUGGCGUCAGCCCGGACCGAUACGAGCUUGUGCUUUGCGUUGAUGCCGACACGAAGGUUUUCCCUGACUCGCUCAGCCGGAUGGUGUCAUGCAUGGUGAACGACUACGAGAUCAUGGGCCUGUGCGGAGAGACGAAGAUUGCGAACAAGGCGGAGACGUGGGUCACGAUGAUUCAAGUCUUUGAGUACUACAUUUCCCACCAUCUCAACAAGGCCUUCGAGUCCAUGUUCGGUGGUGUUACCUGUUUGCCCGGUUGUUUCAGCAUGUACCGCAUCAAGGCGCCGAAGGGCGAUCAGGGCUACUGGGUUCCUGUUCUCGCGAACCCGGAUGUUGUCGAACACUACUCGGAGAAUAAGAACUUGCUGCUACUCGGAGAAGAUCGUUACCUGACUACGCUCAUGCUGAAGACUUUCCCGAAGCGCAAGAACGUCUUCUGUCCCCAAGCCGUCUGCAAGACCGUUGUCCCCGACACUUUCCGCGUUCUGCUUUCGCAACGCCGUCGCUGGAUCAACUCCACCAUCCACAACCUCGCCGAGCUCCUCCUUGUACGCGACCUGUGUGGUACGUUCUGCUUCUCGAUGCAGUUCGUCGUCGGCAUGGAACUCGCCGGUACCCUCGUCCUCCCCGCCGCCAUCUCGUUCACCAUCUACCUCAUCGUCUCCUCCAUCAUUCCGGGGGGUCCCGACACCACCAUUCCGCUCAUCCUGCUCGCAAUCGUCCUUGGUCUCCCUGGUCUUCUCAUCGUCAUCACCUCGCGCAAGAUCGCGUACGUCGGAUGGAUGCUCGUUUACCUCCUCUCCCUGCCCAUCUGGAACGGUACGCGCCAGGUCGCGGGCGAGGGCAAGGACGCCGACCACGGCGACAAGGAGGGCGAGUUUGACUCGUCGCACAUCGUCAUGAAGCGCUGGGCCGAGUUUGAGCGCGAUCGCCGGCAUCAGCCGGCGCUACCGCGCGAUUCAUACGACCCGCCUAAGAGGCCCGACGGUCAUCGCUACUCGAUGGUCUCCACCCCUGAGUAUUCCCCGCAACAGUUCGACCAGAGCACGUACGAGUCGUCGUAUGCCAGUUCACCAAGACCAAGGCAUGACAGCAGCGGGCAAGUGCUUAUGCUGCCCACUCCCCUAUCCGUUGGUCGCCCAGGCGCCGCGCAAACCCCGUCAGUGUCCACGGUUGCGCUCUCCCGCUCGUCCGAGGAGGGAGGGUACACAUCGGACGUUGGCUCACACCAGCGCCUUUCCGGCGGUGUGCUGCGGCAGUCGACGAUGUCGGCCCAGUACCCGCGCGAGAUGCAGAACCCGUACUCGUACUCGCCUCAGUCGGCAGGCUUCGACGACCAGACCACAACGCCAUUCGUCGGCGAGCCGGAGGAGGUCUCCGCGCUCCCGAGCAACCGUCAACGUGGGAUCUCUUGCGUGCGGCGCGUGAGUCGACAGCAAGGACGGAGGCCGACGUCGCAGGCGCCACCGCCGCAGAACCCCAACCGGUACUCGCGUAACUUCAGCCUGCCCCCCGGCGCGGCGCCACCGCAGCAAGGAGGGAAUGGCGGGUACGGCUACUAG
Messenger RNA from Epithele typhae, 4122 nucleotides. Its product is annotated as chitin synthase-domain-containing protein. Bases 1 to 4122 code for a protein of 1373 amino acids. The transcript is spliced from 11 exons. Lineage: Eukaryota; Fungi; Basidiomycota; Agaricomycetes; Polyporales; Epitheliaceae. Gene Ontology annotation, cellular component: cell septum; cell periphery. The record is from RefSeq and is a predicted model, not a curated record. Gene Ontology annotation, molecular function: chitin synthase activity.